This is a messenger RNA of Kalmanozyma brasiliensis GHG001, 930 nucleotides long. Its product is annotated as Bud13. Gene Ontology annotation, molecular function: RNA binding. Bases 1 to 930 code for a protein of 309 amino acids. Gene Ontology annotation, biological process: mRNA splicing, via spliceosome. The record is from RefSeq and is a predicted model, not a curated record. Gene Ontology annotation, cellular component: U2-type spliceosomal complex; RES complex. The transcript has a single exon. NCBI's taxonomy places the organism in Eukaryota, Fungi, Basidiomycota, Ustilaginomycetes, Ustilaginales.
AUGCCAGACGAGAAACUUCAAUCCUACCUCGCAGCACACUACCUCUCUGGCCCCAAAGCGGACGCCAUCCUGGCGCGCAGCGCGGAAGGCAAACCCAAACGCAAGAAGAAGCGCGCCGACGCCUCUUCCUCCUCAGCUUCUUCUGGUCUCGUAUUUAAGGACGACAAUGAUUCGUGGAAGGCAGGUGUCGCGGAGGACGACGAGGAGGGACCGGUGACGCAAGAUGUUCAUGAUGCCAGCGCUCCCGGUCGGGCCUUUCGAAAGGUUGGAUCGUCGAGCAAACGAACCGUCGAAGAAGCGACGACAGCCAGUGUACCAGAGCCGACCGAGUUCAAAGCGGGUCUUCGGAGCAAAGAAGAGAUGAAAGCGGCGCGGUUGGCACGUGAAGCUCGUCGUCGCGAAGCACCCCCCACCACCACCGUCGACCUUGCCACACCUCCUGGACCCGAGGAAGAAGAGCAGCAGACGGUAUACCGCGACUCGUCAGGUCGCGUCAUUGACAUUGCCGCCCACGAAGCGCAACUCAAGCAGCUCGAGCGCGAAGCGCAACGCAAAACCUCCGAGCGAGCCACCUGGUCCCAAGGACUGGUGCAGAAGCAACAGCGCCAAUCGGACGCAGCCGCCCUCGCCUCGGUCUCAUCCCAAACCGUUGCGCGGCGCGCCACGGACGACGAAUUCGAUCGCCACUUCAAGGAUCAGCUCAGGGAAGACGACCCGGCGUUGGCGUUCCUGACCAAGAAGAGGGCGCAAGGACCGACGAAGCCCAAGUACAAGGGUGGCUGGCCGCCCAACAGGUUCGGCAUCGCGCCUGGCUACAGGUGGGACGGCGUGGAUAGAGGGACCGGGUUCGAGAAGGCGUUUUUCGAGCGAAAGAACGCGCUAGCGAGGAGAGAGCAGGAGGCGAGAGCUUGGGGCAGGGAAGAUAUGUGA